Boleophthalmus pectinirostris (great blue-spotted mudskipper) is the source of this 512-nucleotide messenger RNA. RefSeq names its product leucine-rich repeat neuronal protein 2-like. The transcript is spliced from 4 exons. The record is from RefSeq and is a predicted model, not a curated record. Gene Ontology annotation, molecular function: protein binding. Bases 60 to 512 code for a protein of 150 amino acids. NCBI's taxonomy places the organism in Eukaryota, Metazoa, Chordata, Actinopteri, Gobiiformes, Gobiidae.
ACAGUUUGGACCAGAACAUCAGCAAUGGUACAAGCCAGUCCUGACCCAGACUCUGACCCAUGAUGCACCUCUCCUCCGUCUCUCCGCUCGUCUCUCUUCUACAUCUCACGUUUUUGUUUUUUGCUCCCGUUGCCGUGGAGACAACAGUGAGGGGUUGCGUUGAUGGCAGGGACAAAGAUCACCGACCACUGAUUAACUGCACCUCAGCAGGUUACAGAGACGUGCCAUCGGGAAUCGAACCGACAACCAAGGUUUUGUUGUUUCCUCAAAACCAGUUCUCACACCCGUCCUGGACCUCUUUCACUGUUUUCACCGAGAUCCACGAGAUCGACCUCAGCAGAAACCAGAUUCCUUCCCUCACCCACAGUGAUGCUCCGAUCCUGCCCAGCCUCGCAGUGCUUCGUCUGGGCUUCAAUCAGCUCCGAGCGCUUCCUGAUCACUGCUUCUCUAGAAGUCCAGCUUUGACCGAGCUGUACCUCCAAAACAACCUGAUCUUUCUCUGGACUCAGUAA